Molecule: messenger RNA, 1274 nt
Organism: Glycine soja
Lineage: Eukaryota; Viridiplantae; Streptophyta; Magnoliopsida; Fabales; Fabaceae
Product: 50S ribosomal protein L24-like
Exons: 8
Coding region: 243-863 (206 amino acids)
Biological process (GO): translation
Cellular component (GO): ribosome; mitochondrion
Molecular function (GO): RNA binding; structural constituent of ribosome
Source: RefSeq, a predicted model, not a curated record
CUUACAAUAUUCACUUCACUACAUUUUUUGGUCACGCCCUGCACGACCUCUAUAAUCAAUACUAUCACCCCUUGUGCCAACUUCAUCACAGGAAGCAUCAACAAUGGUUUAACUCCAUCAGCCACGUGCUGUGAUUCACUACUGUCUUUGAUAAGCUCUAGUGUGGAUUGUGCCUGCCUUCUAGUAUCAGCUAAUGUUCCAUUGCAAAUACUCGUUAACAGAGUUCUAAGCAAGCAACGUGGAUGAAAUGCCUGCAAUGUGCAAAGCCUCUGGUUCUCCUUUACCGGCUGCUCCUGGCCCAGCUCUACUUGGAUCAAAUGACCAAACUCCUCCGCCUAUUGCCUUUUCUCCUUGAAGCCCACAAGAGUGCAGGAACAUCCUGUAUGGGUUGGAAAGCAGCUGAGAAACUCAUUAGGCACUGGAAAAUUCUCAGAGGAGAUAAUGUUAUGAUAACAAGGGGCAAAGAUAAGGGUGAGACCGGGAUUAUAAAGCGUGUCAUUCGCUCUCAAAAUCGUGUCAUUGUAGAGAGUAAAAACCUGGUAAAGAAGCAUAUAAAGCAAGGGCAAGGUCAUGAAGGGGGCAUCUUUACAGUGGAAGCCCCACUGCAUGCCUCCAAUGUGCAAGUUCUUGACCCAGUGACAGGCAAGCCUUGCAAGGUUGGAGUUAAAUAUCUUGAAGAUGGUACUAAAGUCAGAGUGUCCAGAGGAAUAGGAACCUCAGGGUCCAUAGUCCCUCGUCCUGAGAUUUUAAAGAUAAGAACUACCCCAAGACCUGCAGUCCUUGGUCCUAAAAAUACUCCUAUGAAUCUUGUGCUAGAGAAGACUUGCAAUGCUAAAACAGGACGGGGCAUGCCUGAACUUUAAGGAGACGUUGCCUUGUUCCGAUUAGGUAAUUGCUAUCGUGAUGAACAAAAAUUUGGUGUGAAUUUAUCUCCUUGCCCUUUGCCAUGAUUCAAUUAAAGACGUGUUUGGAACCACAUUCUAACACCACUUUAUGAUGGGUUAGACGCAAAAUCUAGAUUGGGUAGUGUUUACACACAGUUACAAACACAUUCCUUGUUUAAUGUUAUCAUGCCUAGGAGUUGAAUAACUUGUAACUUUACCAAUUAGACAUUACUACUAGCAUUCUUUUUCCUAUUCAAGUUGAUGUUAUCUCCAGUUAGUGAUGGUCAUUUCAUUCCAUAAACUUCAAUUGUUAAAAUGAGUGAAAAGGGAAAAAGGAACCCGUUUGAUUGUUAUGGUUCUAGUGAUUUUUAUUAAUUGGGUUUGUCCAUU